AUGCAGUACUCAGUAACACAGUGCUUUCUCCUUUCUGUCGGGGCUGUUAUUUUUAGCUUCUGUCUGGGAGAGUCUUUGGGUCAACAGGAGCAUGAAGACACAUAUAGAGCCCUGCAGCUUGAGGCUCUGAAGAGAAGUAUAUUGGAGUUCCUUGGGAUGGAUACACCACCUGACUCUGGUGGAAAGCCUUCUCACCAGGACCUGGUUAGGAUGUUUCGUCAGUAUAGGAGAAUAAAACAACUGCUUAGAGGAAACUCUAGUCAAGCAGAGGGGCUUCAGCAAUCAAGAAGAGACUCUAUGGUGCUCUUUCCCCCUACAGUGGAGCCUCUUAAUUCUACCGUGGAAUUAAAGCAGCAGUGGUUCAGAGUUGCCUUCCACAAGAACUUGCACAUCAAAAAGGGACUCACCCUUAAAAAGGCAAGGCUGCGAAUUCAAAGACCAUACAUGGACAAAAUUACAUCCGGCCAGCCAUGGCUCUCAAAGGACAUUCUGGUUAGAAUGCAUAAACCCCCUGGUUUUCAUACAGAGACUGUAUUUCAUUUGAAGGACUUGAGCACUCGAGAUGUAAUGUUAGAUUUGACAGUUGUGGUUGAGAAGUGGCUUAAGGACACCAGUGCUGAGCAUUUAAUUGUUGAAAUUUGCCUCAUCAAAAAACAUGAAGGAAGUGUUCUCUCUACGCCUCGGAUUAAAUUAGAAGUUCGCCACUCAGGGAGGAGAGUCAAGAGAGCUCAGUCUGCUAAGGAGGAAGGCUUUGAAGAGGAAGGUACCUGCAGGAGGAAGUCACUGAAUGUUUCCUUUAAAGAGAUUGGCUGGUCAGAUUGGGUUAUUGCUCCCUCAAGCUACACAAUGCACAUUUGCGAUGGUUCCUGCCCACAUAAUUAUAAACCUGCCAGUAUGCAUACUCAAGUAAAGUCUCGUCUGUAUCUCCUGUCCAAGGGAACGAUGCCUCAGCCUUGCUGUGUACCAGCUGCCUAUGAGCCAAUGGUUCUAAUGCAUUAUGACAGUCGUGGACAGUUAAAGCUUACACCCUUCAAUGAUUUGUUAGUUAGCAAAUGCCACUGUGCAUGAACUCUGCAGGCCAGUGUAAAAUUUAAUUGUAACACAUUUUUGAAUGAUAAUGAUUAUUCACAGACUAUUGUAUUUGCAAAUGGUACUAAAAAAAGAUCAAAUGGAAGCAAGAUGUUUGGGCAGUGAAAUGCUAAACAAACUGAAUAGUUCUCACACUGAUUUGUUACAUGCCGUACAUUUAUAAAAUAGUUUGAUUUCUUCAGAAGCCAAAUGCAUUCUUUAAGAUGUUGAAAGGUCAUUGUAUUUUCGUAUGAUUGGCAUACUGGAGGAUCAAGUU
Molecule: messenger RNA, 1345 nt
Organism: Xyrauchen texanus (razorback sucker)
Lineage: Eukaryota; Metazoa; Chordata; Actinopteri; Cypriniformes; Catostomidae
Product: protein DVR-1-like
Exons: 2
Coding region: 1-1068 (355 amino acids)
Biological process (GO): SMAD protein signal transduction
Cellular component (GO): extracellular region
Molecular function (GO): growth factor activity; cytokine activity
Source: RefSeq, a predicted model, not a curated record